Messenger RNA from Fusarium verticillioides 7600, 2478 nucleotides. RefSeq names its product alpha-1,3-glucosyltransferase. The transcript has 2 exons. Gene Ontology annotation, molecular function: dolichyl pyrophosphate Man9GlcNAc2 alpha-1,3-glucosyltransferase activity. Gene Ontology annotation, cellular component: endoplasmic reticulum membrane. The record is from RefSeq and is a predicted model, not a curated record. Bases 133 to 1929 code for a protein of 598 amino acids. NCBI's taxonomy places the organism in Eukaryota, Fungi, Ascomycota, Sordariomycetes, Hypocreales, Nectriaceae. Gene Ontology annotation, biological process: protein N-linked glycosylation.
AGCUCCACCAAAAUUUCCGGGGUCGCAUUGGAUGUCAUUUAGUUAGAGCUUCGCUCCACGCACGCUCUCUCCUCCUCCUUCAUCAACCGAACCACUCUUGUUAAUGACGACUUUCGCUAUCUCGAGGUGACAAUGGCUGGUCCUUCUCCGUCACCGCACAAGCCUCGUCGCAAGGCUAAUACCAAGAAACCUGGCAAUGGCAAUGGCAAUGGCGGCAGCGAAAAGGCCCCUCGCACAGAAGCCCUAGUACGAGCGCCCGCGUUCCCUCUCGCAGCGUUUCUGUGGCCUGCGCGAACUUCUUUGUCGCAAUGGGAGGUUCUGCCCGUGAUUCUCAUGGUGGUCGGUCUUUUUCGAUGGGCUGCUGGUCUGUGGGGAUAUUCUGGGUUCAGCAAACCGCCCAUGUUUGGAGACUACGAAGCGCAGCGGCAUUGGAUGGAGGUCACGACACAACUUCCCAUAUCGCAAUGGUAUUUCCACGAUCUUCAGUGGUGGGGUCUCGACUAUCCUCCCCUGACGGCCUACCACAGCUGGCUUCUCGGCAAGAUUGGCUCUCUCAUCGAUCCCUCGUGGUUCGCGCUCUUCAUCUCCCGAGGAAGCCAGGACCCCAACCUCAAGAUCUUCAUGAGGGCAACAGUCAUUAUCUCGGAGUAUCUCAUCUACGUCCCAGCCGCCAUAGUCUUCGUGCGACGAUAUAGUAGACUUCAAGGGGUCACUAACUGGACAGCAUGGCUUGCGCUCGUCGCAAUCCUGAUGCAGCCUGCCACCAUUCUUAUCGACCAUGUUCACUUCCAGUACAACACCGUUAUGCUCGGAUUUGUCAUGGCGAGCAUGUCGAGUAUGCUGGCUGAGCGCUACAAGUGGGCUGCUGUCUUCUUCGUCGGCGCGCUGGGAUUCAAGCAGAUGGCUCUGUAUUAUGCCUUCAGCGUCUUCUCCUAUCUUCUCGGCCGCUGCUUUUACCCGCGACUUAACUUUACCAGACUCUUUGGGAUCGCCCUUGUAACGGCUGUUUCCUUUGCUAUCCUAAUUCUGCCUCUGGUUCUUGGUACACUCUACGACAAGAGCCAGGGCAUCGAUGCUCAUGGAGAUUCCAAGGAUUCUCCUUCACUUCCUCUAUUUCCUCAGCUAGUUGAGAUUCUAGACACCAAAGCCUUUUACUGGCCUAUCGUGGAACAGAUGGUCCAGAUGGUUCACCGUGUCUUCCCAUUCGCGCGUGGCUUGUUUGAGGACAAGGUAGCCAAUUUUUGGUGCGCCGCCAAUGUUGUUAUAAAGCUCCGACAGUGGCCAACAGCUCUUCUCCAAAAGGCAGCUCUUGGUGCUACUCUUGGUUCGAUUAUCCCACCUAACAUUAUCCUCUUCCUGCGACCACGAAAGUCCACACUUCCUUUGGCUUUUGCUGCCACAGCUUGGGGCUUCUUCUUGUUCAGCUACCAAGUGCAUGAGAAGAGUGUCUUGCUUCCAUUGAUGCCCAUGACCUUACUUCUGGCUGGAAAGCACGGGUUGAACAAGGACACACGAGCUUGGGUGGGCUUCGCCAACCUUUUGGGAGUCUGGACUAUGUUCCCUUUGCUCAAACGGGUCGACCUGAGAGUUCCAUAUGCGGUUUUGACCCUCCUCUGGUCCUACCUGCUCGGCCUCCCACCGACCUCUUUGAGCGCCUACUUCCAAGAAGGUCAAGCUGCCUGGCUGCAAUGGUGCACGGCAUUACUGCAUCUGCUGUUCUAUGUCGCCAUGGGCGCGUGGCAUGUUCUUGACACAUUUGUAACACCACCUGUUGGUAAGCCCGACCUCUGGGUCGUGGCAAAUGUUGGAAUUGGUGCUGCAGGCUUCAUAAUCUGCUAUCUUUGGUGCUUCUUUAAGCUUAUCCAAGAGAGCGACCUAUUGCCUGGAGGCUCAUCAAGUAAGAAGGAUAAAAAGAGCAAGACCUUGUAGAGAGGCAUUUUUUUUGUCGAUAAUAGAUUUCAAUACGAUUUUGAUUUGGCGUUAUCUCUCCAUCGUUGUCCAAACUGCUACGACGGGCUUGUUCAACUUGUGUCCUACUCUGUACCAGGCUAUUCGUUAAAGGGUGUAACUCUUUCGACAUCCCAUCUCGUCUAUCGGAUGAACAUUCGUUUAUGCUUGGGCAGCUUCCUUCAGAGAGCCAUGGCAAUAGCGGGUGAACAAGGUCGAGGAGCAACGCUUGGUUGUCGACUGAUAGGCUGCUUACACGACUCAACUCGUUGGGCACGGCCGAUGACAGCAAUGAAGAUUCCCACUCUGUCAUUAACUUAUAGGCAGACACAGCCGACACUAUUUCUAGUUAGACAGCACAACCAUCCUUGGGGUAAUAAAUCUUGGUCUUUCCAAGUAUCGAGGAGAAUGGCGAACUGCACUUACUUGCAGAAAAGACCUUGGCUAGAUGACUGGAUAAGAGCGUUGUAUUUUUUGUCAGACUUCUAAGAUAGACAUAAGCUGAGAUAUUACCCAAAAUCUAUUGUCCUC